GCCUAUAGUUAAGUAUUUAGCACCCAUUUAGUUAGCCUUCUCCUUACUUUCCUAUUGUCUUGCAUGUCACUCAAAUGUUUGGUCUAAAUUCUUACUUUUGGGUACUGUUUAAGUGAAAUGUUGUAAUGGCUUAAGGGCAGAAAUGUUCUUUGACAUUUUUAUUUGAUAAUGACAGCUGCAGAUUCACUACAGCUGGUACUGUACUUGGAGAAAUCUUUGGGUUUUCUAGCAAUGGCUGUAAAUCAAUUUGGGAACAUGGCUUUGAAGUAGAAGUUAAUUGGAGAACGGCUUGUCAUAGUAGGCUUUAAAACAUGCAGUCAGCUUAAAGCAAGUGGAAAUACUGGCAAUCGUUGCAGUUUGUCUUACUAUGGAGUAAGUAAUUAGAUUAGUUUAAGCUCAGAUUUUGUAUUGCUCACUCUCCUGUGUCUCUUAUUAAGAAGAAAUGCACGAUUGAUUUCAAACACUUGUGCUUAUGUGACAAUUAAGUGAACGCCUCUCACUGUGUCUCGUUAUAGGAACACCAUACAGAACAACUUGUCCUUAUGCAAAUGCAAGAACAUGCCAGUUUGAGUUCAAGCUACUUGAAAAUAUAUGUAUCAUUUAUUUUUUUUCUUUUUCUGAAAUCAAGACUCUUAAACUUCCUCAAUCUGGAGGAAGAGAGCCAGCUUUCUGGUUUCCAAAAGCCAUGUGGGUUUAAAGCAAACUUUAGCCUUUGUUCUUUGUGGUUGUGUACACAGCAUAUACUUGCUAUGUUAGUCUCUUGGUAAUUUAGUGCUGCAAAAGACUUCCUGGGUCACCCAGCUCCUUACUGCUUGGGAGAGCAUCUCAUAAUCCCUUUUGUAAAUUUAGAAGUCUAGCCUUAAAAACAAUUACAUCUUUUCUUCUCUCCUCCUGUAGAUUAAGCCAUUACUGAAGAUGACAGAUCUAGCUGUGCGAUUAGGAGCCUUCAUUUGAUUCCCAGACUGAACAUUCAUGCCAGCUUAUAUACUCAUUUGAGCUUGUGUUGCUUUUUUUUUCUUUUGCAUAAGGCCUGCUUCUUCUUUUCAGUGGUUUACCUCUUUUGCUGUAUUCUGUAAAAUGUGGUGGUAUACCUUCACCUGUGGUUUUGCUGUGCUGAAUGACCCAAGUGUUAUCUAGUAGCUUCUUGAACAACAGCUGUCGUCGUUGUUCUCGGUGUGGAUGAAUCUCCUCUGAGUCAUGUCAAAAAGCGUAUGCUGUACUCCAGAGCAGAUCUGGUGGGAGGGCUUUUCACUGCUGCCUUGAAUAUAUCACAUCAUCACCUCCACUUGCCUCUGUUUCAUAGAUAUGUCUAUGGUGGCCAAUGCACCUUUCUCAGUUACCUCCAAAACUUCUUGGUGUUUAGCUUUCUGGUGCAUCACCAGCUGGAUUUCAAAACUCUCCUCCAUUUUUGUUACUUGGUGCUUUGUGCCUCUGCUGUAUUGGUAGUGCCUUUCAUUUCUGUGGGUGCACCUGUAGUAGUUGUGCUGAGGUCAUUGCUAACAAAAUCAGUGUGUUCCCAAGGCUGAUUCUUGAGGCAUGUCUUUGGUUUCCAGGCUGGUAUUUUCUUAUCCAGCACCACCUGGGGCUGUCUGCUGCAAGCCAGCUCCUUGGUCUGUUUUCCCAUUCCUCUGGCAAUCUGUCUUAACCAGUAAAUCUCGUGUGCCUUCUGAAGUCCAUGUGAAUAAGACAUAGUACACUUCUCUAAAAAGAUCACUGUUUUGAGAACCUUCAGGUUAGUCUGGCGUGUCGAACUAUUCCCUCUUCCCCCUUUUACUCUGUGUUGCCUUAAUCCUCGCUUGCAAAACACCUUUAUAUUGAAGUCAGAGUACCAGGCCUGGAGAGGCUGCAAUUUCUCUCCCUGCUCUUUCUCCCCUGCAGUGCCACCUCCAAUGUGCCAUAUGUUUUAUUAACUCAUAUUGUUGCCUUUCAAGAGGUUUAUAAAUCUUGCUUCUUGGCCUGCAGUUCAUAAGUCUGUCUAUUUUGGAUUCUAAAACUGAGAUGAGCCACUCCUUGCAAUUUUCAUGAAGCUUUUUAAUCUUCCCCCUGCCAAUGUUCUUGUUCAAAUUAACCCCUGAGCUUUUGCCCUCGUGAUCACCCUUAUCACCCCUCUUUAAAAAUGAUGCAAAGGCAAAUUUAGUAUUUUGUGUUGUACCUAGAGUACUCUUAAUCUCUGCCUUGACCUUGCUUGCAGCCCUGUUUCUCUCCCUGUCCUAUCUAACAAACUGAAGAACCUUUUACUAUUUCUUUAAAUAUCUUUUCAGUGGCUUAACACUGCACCAGUUCUCGUGUUUAUUCCUAGACUUUUUGAUCUCUAAGAUACAAGUUUCCAAGUGAUGUCACCUAGUGACUUGAAACCUGUGUCUGCUUCUUGUAUCCUUCCCGAAGAAGGAAUGUGUUCAGUUGGAGUUUCUUCUGCUCUUGUUUGGGAUGUGUUCUUGGUAAUUAAAACACCUUUUGAUUCCUGGAGAAUGCCUGCUGGGUUGUGCUGUCUGCAGUGAAAUCCUCUGCACCGCAGUGCAGCUGACUUCAUGAAGCAGUUCCUUUUGGCCUUGAGUUUCAAAAGAACAACCUGAUGACUUGCCUUCAGAUCUACUUUUGCUUAUUCUUUCUUUUGAAUUCUAAUGAUAGUGUGGUCCAAGGCUAAUUUCUACAACCUUUCAUGUGUUCUUAUUAUGUAUGCACAAAAAUGAAGACUAAACAGCAUCACUUUUGUGUUGGUUCGUUAACUGUUUGAAGAAAUUUGUUGUGCCAUGAUGUUAAGAAAGGUCUUGGUCCUCUUGCAGUUAAUAAAUUAGAAAAUCAAGAUAUAUUUCCUUCCAGAAAUGUUUUAUCUGUCACUUACCUUUGCUGCUCUGGGCAGCUUUCAGCAGAAGACCUAUAAAACCACCAUUUUUUUUUCUUACUGUCCUUUUGUGAUUUCUUCUCAUCUUGGCCUCUUCCACCACAGGCAUGUGUGCUAUCCCAUCAUCUUUGAGCUACAGGUUUCUGGAGCAGCUUAUAACCUUGAAUACCAAAUCUUUUAAGUUUAUUUUGUUCCUGUCUGCUUUACAUCAUCUCUGUGUCAUCUGUAGUAUGGUUGGGAAGCAGGGAGCAUGGGUUUGAGCUUCCUCAGGCUCAACAAAGAAUUGCUUCUACGUCACUCACUUCACGGCUGGCCGCUCAAGUGGAGAGUGCUGCUUCAGCAGUCAGAUACCUUCUGUUUACCUUCAAAGCCUGUGAUAAUCCUCGCUUGCUCUCCAGUUGAUGCAGGAGGCGGUUUCACAGGCGUUAGAAGGGUUUCUGGUAUGCACUUAAAGCCAUAUCUCAAGUUACAGAAAAAAGAGCGAUCUCCAGAAAUAAGCCAGGAUUCCCUGAGAGGCCCACCUAUGAGCCAUCAGAGAUCAGCACAAGAAGAAAAAUACACGAACAACUGCACCAAACUGAGCGUUUUCCCAAAACCCUCCCUUGUGACUCCAUCCCAAAAGCUUCUGGGGAUUAUUUAUCCAAAUACUAUGUGCAAUAUGAAUGGGAAAGGUCCAGCGGAUGGUCCGAGUGCAAGGGAAAAGAAGAACGCCCUGUCUGCAACGAUCCACCAGGGAGAAGAAGGGGAAGGGCCUCUGGAUGUCUGGGCUGUAGUGAAACCUGGCAAUACAAAGGAGAAGAUUGCGUUCUUUGCAGCCCAGCAAUGCAGCAGUAACAACCGGCUAGGCUCCAUGAAAAUUAAAAGCACGUGGGAUAUCGACGGAAGAACAGCUAAACGCAGGAAAAAAUCGGUAGAUCUUAAAAAAGCCAAAAUUCAACUGGAAAGAAUGAGGGAGGCGAAUGUCAGGUGCUCCCAGCCGGAGCCUUUUGCCUGUGGCAUCGAGCACUGUUCGGUGCAUUACGUGAACGACAACGGUGAGGGUGUGUUCCCGGGCCGGUCCCUCUCGGUGAUAGAGAUGGUAGCCUUUCUGGAGCAACGAGCAAGUGCUUUACUGGUAGACUGUGCGAAAACCUGCACGCAUGCUUCUACUACGAGGCUGAACGCUCAGCCUAAAGGUGCGCUUCCCAGCUCAGACCCUUUCUCCUCCGCCGGGGCGUGCGAGGUACACGCGGAGAGGGGACCUUGCGGCAAUAGCGAGCAGCAGCAGAGCGAGCCUGUGCGUGUGCUGGACAUGGUGGCCAAGCUGGAGUCGGAGUGCCUGAGACGCCAGAGCGAGCGGGAGGCCGGGAGCCUCUCGCGGAACAACAGCUUCCGCAGAAAUGUCGGGAGGGUGCUCCUGGCGAACGGCACCCAGCCUGAGGGAGAGGCGGGGAAGGUCUCCUCGGGGGUCCUGGCUCCGGGGGAUGGCUUGGAGGAGGCAGGUGUAGCAGAGGCCGGCUGCGGAGGACGGUGCGGUCCUCUGGGUGACGCAGAGUUGUGGGAUGGUGCUGCCUCUGCUCGGCAGCCGUUUCCUUCUGGGCUGGAUACUCGGAUGGGGAAUGUGAACUCGGGACUUGCUCAUGCAGUGUUGGCAAUAACCGCUGGCAGGAGCGAUAGUGAAACGCGAAUUGAGCCUCCCAGACCUCUGCCGUCUGCGUGUCCGGCUGCUGCCAGGUUGCCACCGGACUCCUUGCAGAGCAAGAAUGCGACUGUUGAUUGUACGUCGAAAGAGCCUGUAAUUUUGCCAAAGCAGAGUCUGCAUCCUGCUAGGAAGGAGCCCUUAUGCAUCAGUAUAUCGGUCACCAAGACUGAGAAAGGAUGCAGGAAAGAGAAGCUCUCUAACGCCAGUGGUAGUGAAGAUCCACUCCCAGGGAGGCUGUUUUUCCUCCAGGCUGACCAGCCUGCUGCUCACGAGCAACAGCCGCUACGGGAAAGUACCCAAGAAAAGCCAGGAGAAGUAGCCCAAAAUGAGGAUGAGGAUGCUUUGGCAUCUGAGAGAUCAUGCGUCAGAAAUAGUGUCCCUACAGAGCCAUCUGCCCUUUCUGUUCCUCCGACAGAAGGGGCUUUGCAAGUACUUGAUGCUUCCUGCUUAAAAAGGCAGGUUUCACAUGACUUUUUGGAGACCAGGUUUAAAAUUCAGCAGCUUUUGGAGCCUCAGCAGUAUAUGGCCUUCUUGCCUCACCACAUCAUAGUGAAGAUCUUUGGAUUGCUUCCUACCAGGAGUCUGGUUGCCCUAAAAUGCACUUGCUACUACUUCAAAUUCAUCAUUGAAUAUUACAACAUCAGGCCAGCAGACUCCCGCUGGGUCCGCGAUCCCCGCUACAGAGAAGACCCUUGCAAGCAGUGCAAGAAGAAAUACGUGAAAGGGGACGUAUCGCUGUGCCGGUGGCAUCCCAAACCAUACUGUCAAGCUUUACCGUACGGGCCUGGGUACUGGAUGUGCUGUCACCGGUCUCAGAAGGGCAUCCCGGGCUGUAAGUUAGGUCUUCAUGACAAUCAUUGGGUUCCUGCCUGCCACAGCUUUAACCGUGCUAUUCAUAAGAAAACCAGAGGAGCGGGAGCCGAAGUGGAAGAAGAAUAUUAGUGCACAUACACUUUCCUGCGAGAUUGUUUGGGGUAGGAGGAGAUUCUCAUGCCUUGUGCUGUUUACAGUGUAAAUAAUUGUCGUGGUUUUUUUUUCACAGGGCUAUGAAACUGCACAUACUUAAACACAAGAGCCUUUACCUUUUAGAUUAAAGAUAGCUUUUAGUCCAUCUAUGUAAAUAACACUAUAAAAACUAAUUGUACAUACAGAGUCUACAGCUGGCUGAACAACGUAAUCACUACAAUGCAGCUAUGAUAGUGUUGCGGCUAUAGUUGUGUGUGUUUUUAAGUGUCUUGUUUCAAAAAUCUGUAUAUCCUGUAUAAUAUAUGAAUGUUUCUGAGAAGAAACUCUAAAUAGGUAAAGGUCAACUUGUUUAAAGAAUCUUCAGACAACUUAACUGGACAACCUUAAAAUUAGACUAGAACAGAUCCAUUAUAGUAGUGUGGCAGUGGAUAAAAAGAGAGGAAUAUUAUUGUAUAGUCAGAAUAUAAAAAAAGUUCUUGUCUACCCUA
Messenger RNA from Aquila chrysaetos chrysaetos, 5977 nucleotides. It is a transcript of the gene FBXO34, whose product is annotated as F-box protein 34. NCBI's taxonomy places the organism in Eukaryota, Metazoa, Chordata, Aves, Accipitriformes, Accipitridae. Bases 3093 to 5465 code for a protein of 790 amino acids. Gene Ontology annotation, molecular function: protein binding. The transcript has 3 exons. The record is from RefSeq and is a predicted model, not a curated record.